AUGAAUCGCCAACCGCUCACCCUGGAUACUUCCCAGAGACCGCGAUAUUCAUAUAUCGCGACGCCGGUUGAAUUGAAUGGGCCUCAGCAGCAUCAACAAUAUCAACAGCAACAUCAGCAAGAAAUACAGCAACCGACCCAGGACAGCGCUCCAUCGGAGUCGCUGCCUGCGACGAAUGUUGCUACUCAAGAGCUCGAACAGGCGCGACAAAUCCAGCUGCAUGAAAGACAGGUUGCAAAUGCGACUCCUCAUCAGGGACUUCCAGUGCAUCCUGCUCUGUCUGCGCCGUAUGCUGAAGAGCCUGCUGCUCCGAUAAACAGUCCUCCACCACCAAUUACCUCGCCACAAUAUUCAUUUAAUUCCCCCCCUCCUCCAUCAUCACCAGGACCUCUCCCCGUAAAAGGAGACCAUCCGCGACCUCCUCCGACUCCACUGAUGCCAAUUGUCCCCGAUAUUAACCCGCUCCAGUCUCCGCUGUCACCAUCGUUUCCGCCCACUGCCAAGCACCAUCCACAGCAUAUGCAAUCAAACAACAGCAACAACAACAACAAUGACGAAUCCUACACUACUCAUUUGCCCGGCCAAAUCGCCCAUCCAAACCAAAUGACGACCGGCGGCGGAUGGAGCACCGGCCUUUGCGAAUGCUCUGAUAUCGGGACCUGCUGUCUGGGCCUCACCUGCCCGUGCAUCCUCUACGGCCGGACGCAGUAUCGCCUGUUGCGCAAGUCCAGGGGCGAAGACCCGACCAAUAUGCUGGGCUACGAAACCUGCAACGGGUCGUGCACGGCCAUGGCCCUGUUCUGUGGCUGCCAAUGGAUCCUAGCCACGAUCCAGCACACGCGCACGCGCAGGGCGUACCGGAUCGAGGGCGAUAUAUGCUCUGACUGUGCGCGCGCGACCUGUUGUCCGUGCUGCACAUGCAUCCGCAAUGAAAGAGAGAUCAGGCUCCGAGAGGACGCGCGCGCUCAGUCAGCUCAGCUCAACGGGGCUAAUUUUGUGUCGCCAUAUCUUCCUCCAGGGCAGAUGCAGUACCGGGCUGGUUGA
Talaromyces rugulosus is the source of this 1044-nucleotide messenger RNA. RefSeq lists its product as uncharacterized. The record is from RefSeq and is a predicted model, not a curated record. Bases 1 to 1044 code for a protein of 347 amino acids. Lineage: Eukaryota; Fungi; Ascomycota; Eurotiomycetes; Eurotiales; Trichocomaceae. The transcript has a single exon.